CACCCCCACGGUUUUACCACUCUAGCCCUCUUUGAAGCGUUACAAACAAAACAGCUUCGGCUGCACUUUUAAUUAAAUGUAACAAUACAGAAGUGGGUCUGCUCUGUGCACUGAAGGCCGAGGAUCGUUUCCUCAUCGCCAUUUUCAGCCGGUGUAACGAUGGACACCGACUACUCAUCCGCCUUGGAAAACCCUCUGUACAGCGAGCUGAAAUACUUCUGCAGGAAAAUACAGGAGGCUUACAACGAGCUGCGGGAGGACCUGACACCUCACCGCGAUGACCGCUUUUAUAGACUCGCCCCCAUGCGGCUCUACACGCUGUCGAAAAGACACUUUGUCUUAGUUUUCGUGGUGUUCCUGAUCUGCUUCGGCCUCACAGUCUUCAUUGGGAUUGCAGGUCCAAAGGUCAUUGCUGAGCAGGAACACAAUGGUGAUCAGUUAGUUUCCAAAAAUGUUUCAGUAAAGACUGGGCCCUUCAGUUUAGUUUCUCCUCCUCUCACAACCUACAACCAGCAGCUGUGGCUCACCUGUGUGAUGCAGGUCGAAAACAGCAACAUGGGAGACUUCCAGCAGCCCUUUGAGAUCAAUGUUGAGCUUAAGGGAGUGAUGCAGGAUGCCAGUGUGAAGCAUAUCAACACUGUGCAACAGAAACCACGAAAACUGCACUGUGGGGCUAAAUGUGAUGAGAUCAUUGUGCUGCAUCUGGGUUACCUGAACUACACCCAGUACCAGGUCGCAGUCAGUUUCAAAGGUCUUGAAAAUAUAACUUAUGACAUCAAGGUUAAGUUCUUGUGGAAAACAUACAAUCCAACCUUUUCACAAGUGGAAAUCUGGUUCCGUUUCGUUUUUGUGGUGUUGACUUUUAUGGUGACGUGUUUGUUUGCUCAUUCACUGAGAAAAUUUUCUAUGCGGGACUGGGGCAUAGAGCAGAAAUGGAUGUCCAUCCUUCUCCCUUUGCUCCUGUUGUACAAUGAUCCAUUCUUCCCGCUGUCAUUCCUGGUGAACAGCUGGUUUCCAGGGACGUUGGACGCUUUUUUCCAGGCUCUCUUCCUGUGUUCUCUCUUGCUGUUUUGGCUCUGUGUUUACCACGGCAUCAGGGUUCAGGGUGAGAGGAAAUUUCUGACAUUCUACCUGCCAAAACUGAUCAUUGUAGGCCUGCUGUGGCUCUCAGCAGUCACACUGGGGAUAUGGCAAACGGUUAAUGAACUCCAGGAUCCUACCUUUCUUUAUAAAAUGGAUAUUGUACACUUUGAGGGAAUGAAGGUCUUCUUCUUGAUUGUUGUUGUCCUUUACAUCCUCUACCUGAUCUUUCUGGUUGUCAGAGCUUGUUCUGAACUAAAGAACAUGCCAUACUCAGAUCUCCGCCUUAAGUUUUUGACAGCGCUGACGUUUGUGGUUCUCAUCAUAAGCAUGGUCAUUCUCUACCUGAGGUUUGGUGCCAAGGCUCUUCAAGACAGCUUUGUGUCUGAAUUGUCUACUCAUUAUCAAAAUUCAGCUGAAUUUUUAUCCUUUUAUGGUCUGCUCAACUUUUACUUGUACACGCUGGCAUUUGUCUACUCUCCUUCCAAAAAUGCCCUUUAUGAUUCACAGUUGAAGGAUAAUCCAGCUUUCUCGAUGCUAAAUGACUCGGAUGAUGAAGUCAUAUAUGGGAGUGAUUAUGAAGACAUGCCUUUACAAAAUGGUCGUUCUAUCAAAGCAACUGCGAAGUACCAGGAUGAGAGUGAUAGCGACUGAUGUAUGACGUCAUCUUGCCCCUCUUCUGCAUCCCUGUUGGAAACUUAAGAGGAUCCCUUGCAACAGAUUAUCAUGUUUGUGCAUCUUCCUGGGUAACAGUUAAUUAUAUACUGUAAAUGUACAUAAAUAUAUUUUUAAAAAAUUAUAAAUUACAUCUUCACUGAAUGUACUGUACUUUCGAAAGUUGGGGUAGCCAGUCACACAAAGUCAACACCAAUGUAUAACAAUGGGUUUUUUUUUUAACCAAUAUUGUAAAUGGUUUUCUCCUCAAAACCAGCACUUCUUCACAACAUAAUCAAAAAUGAUCAGGUAAAUUGCAACUAUUGGAUGCGAGUUUUGUGUGGAAUAAUUGCUAUUUUAACACUUUGUUAAACCACUUUUCCUUCUCGACAGUUGAUUGCAUUAAAUUAUUCCUCUCUGCUCUCUGACAGUCUAAAAGUCAAAUGCUGCAUCUGGAGGAUAGGGCUCAGUAAUGUUUAAUGGGAUUCUGUAAGGGAUACUCCAGCAGCUGCAAGUGAACACUUUAACAGUGUGCACAAACUGGCUCAUUAGUAGCACUGGCAUGAUUCAGGAACAGGAAAUCUGUUGAUGGAUCCUCUGAUUCUGACAUAUUUUUAAAUGCACAGAACCUUAACUAUACUAGGUACCACAACUUUUACCAUUUAUGGAAACCAGCUAUAAAAUUGCACUUUUCAAGUUUUAUUUAUUUUGCCAAAAUGUGAUUUAAUAGUGUGUUAUCACAUGACAUGGAUGGAUGAAUGGAUGGAUAGAUUUUGAUGAGUUGCUUGAAUUUUCUCACAACUUAGUUUUCAUAGACUACUGAAUCAUUGUCAUAUUAGACAUUUCUUAUCCCAGCACAUACGGUGCUUGUACUACUGGCCAAAUAAAUUUUGCCUUUGUUGAACACAUCAUUUUAAGUGAUCAGGUUCACCCUAACCUUGUUCAUAAUGCCUUUGUUCUGCUUAUCUUUUCUUUUUUUUAAUGAGACUGGAGCUGAUGGACAAAAACAGCCAAAACAAAUGUAUUUCUUUUCUCUAUAAAUGUUUUAUUCAA
Messenger RNA from Cololabis saira (Pacific saury), 2787 nucleotides. RefSeq names its product transmembrane protein 181 (gene tmem181). The transcript has 17 exons. Gene Ontology annotation, molecular function: toxic substance binding. NCBI's taxonomy places the organism in Eukaryota, Metazoa, Chordata, Actinopteri, Beloniformes, Belonidae. Bases 160 to 1734 code for a protein of 524 amino acids. The record is from RefSeq and is a predicted model, not a curated record.